This is a messenger RNA of Equus quagga, 1789 nucleotides long. Its product is annotated as mitotic-spindle organizing protein 2A-like. Bases 1 to 714 code for a protein of 237 amino acids. The transcript is spliced from 6 exons. Gene Ontology annotation, cellular component: spindle; centrosome. NCBI's taxonomy places the organism in Eukaryota, Metazoa, Chordata, Mammalia, Perissodactyla, Equidae. The record is from RefSeq and is a predicted model, not a curated record.
AUGGUCUGCGGUCGAGAGGGCGACGCUGGCGGCUCUGGGCUGGGCUGGCGCGACCAUGGCCGGACCAAGGAGUUUGGCUCUCCUGGGGGCCUGGCGGGGAGCGCGCUUUCCCGCGGCAGCGCAGAUGGCGGCUCCGGGCGCAGGGCCGGGGCCGGGGGCGUCCCCGGGGCCGGAGGCGGCCCUGCAGAAGCUCGCGCUGCGGCGGAAGAAGGUGCUGAGCGCCGAGGAGAUGGAGCUGUACGAGCUGGCGCAGGCGGCGGGCGGCGCCAUGGACCCCGAUGUGUUCACAAGAUCCUGCUUGACCUGCUGAAGCUGAACGUGGCGCCCCUCGCCGUCUUCCAGAUGCUCAAGUCCAUGUGUGCCGGGCAGAGGCUGCCGAGCGAGUCCCAGGCCCCCGCGGCCGUGUCACUGCCCACAUCGAGCGCGCCUGAGACGAGAGCAACAGCGCCGGCAGGACACCUUUCAGGUUCCCAUGGUGCCCCUGAUUCCAGCAGCGAGUAUCCUCCUCAACGUCUUCCUCAUGCUGCAUCUGAGCUAUCUGAACUGGCUGCACUUCUCCGUCUGGCUGCUGAUUGGACUUGUGGUGUAUUUUGUCUACGGCAUCUGGCACAGCAAGGAGAACCAGCGGGAGCUGCCGGGGUUGACUGCCACACAUGGCAGCCUAGAGGAGACAGUGCAGGCCCUGCAGCCCCUCGGCCAGGCCCCUGCCCAUGAGCCUGGCCACAUGGAGCAGCCUGCCAGUCUAUGAGGACCGCUGGGGGCCUGCCUGCCCUCCCCUACCUCCUCAGGAGGCUGGGGGUGGGUGGCAGCCCCUUCUAUCCGGGGCAGCUCGGGUUUGCAGGCCUGUCCAUGCCAAAGGGUCCUCAGGACCUCAGACCUUAGCCCAGAUGCUGAACUUCGAGUCUUUGGGAGUGGGCCACGGCCACUUCUGGUGGUGGACUCUGCCCAGCACCUUCCAGGUUAUGACCAACUCCAGCUACCUGAGCAGGUGGAGUAGGGUGGGCAGGGAAGAGGCCUGCAGCUCUAGGCACCCAAAGUAAUAACUGCUCAGCCACCCACAUGGCCUGCUGCUGUGUCCACUGUGGCAUCUUUUGUGGCACUGAGUCCUCACCUGACUCCGGGAACCAGGUGAUUGUUCCCAAUCCACUGCAAAUGUACCGAGGUUCUAUAAGGGGGAAGCACCAGUACAGGGAGAGCUCAGAGUUUGGGACAUGGCCAGGCCUGUGACCCAGGGUCCUGCCCUCAAGGCAGUGCCACUGGCCAAGCUCAGAGGGGACCUAACACACACCAGACACAGAUGGGUCCAUGACAGGGAAGGGGCAGGCUCCCCACAUGUCCCCUUGGGAGUGGAUCCAGAGAGCAGAGCCUAGACCCCAAGAAGGCUGCCUAGAAAGGGCAGCGGAGUUCUGGGGUUCCAUGAGUUUCCCAGGGCUUCUAGACUGCAGAGCGUGUGCCUCAGGCCCCGGGAUGUAGAGCCCCACCUGCCCAGGUACAUGCAUACUUAGGCACAGGCCCACAUGGCCCACACGACUCCCCUGGGGGGGAAAACCCCCAUGCAGACUAAGGCAACAGCUAUUUUCAAGCUCAGGGCCUGCAGCUCCAGCUGCCUCUCUCCCUGCCACCCCAUCAGAGCUUUGUGAUAACAGCUCGGGGUGGGACACACACGUGCAGGUGGGUGCACGAGCGCCUGGGCCCCACCUAGUGGCUGUGGAGCCUGAUCCUGGGGGGUCCCCAGGCCCACCCUGCACCCUCACUGGUCUCUCCAAGGCCAUGCUACAUCUACCGUAGA